This is a messenger RNA of Rotaria sordida, 453 nucleotides long. Lineage: Eukaryota; Metazoa; Rotifera; Eurotatoria; Philodinida; Philodinidae. The record is from the annotation of a GenBank genome assembly.
AUGGAAAAUUCAUGUAUUCAAUUAAAUGAUUUACCUGAUGAAAUUCUUAUGAUUAUUUUUAAAAAAUUGACUAAUAUGGCAGUACUUUAUUCCUUAAUAGAUGUUAAUAAACGAUUAAAUAAAAUUGUACAUGAUACUGCUUUUACGAAUCGUUUGACUUUGUACGCAUCUACAACAGAUGGUUUUAUUGUUCCAUUACCGGAUUACAUACUUGAUCGAUUUUGUUCACACAUCUUACCUAAAAUUUAUCAUAAAGUCAAAUGCCUUAAUCUUGAACCAAUUUCAAUCAAAUGUAUUCUACUUGCUACGAAUUAUCCUAAUUUAACUGGACUUGCUUUAUAUAAUGUUCAAGAUGGAAUAGUACUGGAUCUUUUGACUGGUAAGAUAUUUUAUUUUGAUUCUUCUAAUCAUAGAUAUAUUAAAGGCAUAAGUCAAUUAGAAUUAUUUGAAUAA